AUGAGCGACGCGAAGCACCACGUAGGUCACCGCACGAAACGCGAUACACUAGGCACCGACGCGCCGCUGGUAGUGAUCCUGAUCCAAGCGAUUCAAGUAGCGACGAAGGGAGCGACUCUACUGCCCGCAGACGUCAACCUUCGCAACGCCGUCGCGCGCAAUCGCGGGAGCCACAGAAGGUCUCAAGAUGGACGUUGUACCGACAUGGGACGGCGAUACCGCCACGCUCGCGCGAUGGAUCAUUCGCGUCAACUCCAUAGCUAA
Molecule: messenger RNA, 264 nt
Organism: Trametes versicolor FP-101664 SS1
Lineage: Eukaryota; Fungi; Basidiomycota; Agaricomycetes; Polyporales; Polyporaceae
Exons: 2
Coding region: 1-264 (87 amino acids)
Source: RefSeq, a predicted model, not a curated record